AACCAAUGGACGGCCACGAAACAAAUUUCUGUAUCGGAAUUAACCAAUGAGGCGCGUGGUUGCGUAGUGCUGUCAUUGUGCUGGUAUUCUCUCCGUGCAACGCUUGGACAUAAUGACCACCCUUGACGAUAAAUUAUUGGGAGAGAAGUGUCAGUAUUACUACAGCAGCAGUAGUGAUGACGAGGACAGCGAGCAGGAUCGCAAAACGCAAAAUGGCUCUAUCAGACACUCUGAUGGGGAUAGAGAGGAGGGUGUGAUCAAUACAGGUCCUAAAGGAGUCCUUCAUGAUUGGCGUCGUUAUAAACAGUUGGAAACAGAGCAAAAUCAAGAGCAACAAAAAGAAAUGGAACAACUUAUUAAAAAGUUAUCAGUGACUUGUAAGUCUCAGCUUGAUGAACAAAAGGACAAGCAAAAACAGAAAGAGCUUGAAGAAAAAAUACACGGAAAGACAACGAUGCUGGAAUACAACAUGCGAAGUGAUGAAGAUGAUGAGGACUUUUUACAACAAUAUAGAAAACAAAGAAUAGAGGAGAUGAAGAAACAGCUAUGCCACUCACAACUAUUCAAAUAUGUCUUCGAUAUUAGCAGUGGUGAAGAAUUUCUGGAUACCGUUGAUAAGGAACAUAAGAAUACUCUUGUGAUGAUUCUUAUUUAUGAGGACGAUGUCCGUGGCUCUGAAUCAAUGAAUGGCAGCAUCAUCUGUCUGGCCAAUGAAUAUCCUGGAGUCAAAUUUUGUAGAGUAAAAAGUUCACUUCUUGGCACGAGCACUAAAUUCUCAGAGAAUGCCCUUCCAGCAUUGCUUGUGUAUAAAGCAGGAGAAUUAAUAGGAAAUUUUGUUCGGAUAACAGACCAACUUGGUGAUGAUUUCUUUGCUGUUGACCUUGAAGCAUUCUUGCACGAAUGUGGUUUACUACCAGAAAAGGAUGUUGUGCGAUCUUCUAUUUGUGAUCCAACCAUUGAAUGCUAUAGCGAUGACAGCGACUUAGAAAUAGACUAAGCAUAACGAAAUGUGUAUACAAUACAAUUCCUUGACAACAUAUCUAAAUUAGAAUAUGGUUUACCUUUUGACCUAAUAUUUAAGAGUACAUAUUGUUUAGAUUGAUAAAAUGAUCAAUAAAUGUAUAAUUGGUUUUAUUAAACUAGAGUUGUUUUUUUAUCCUAUAAAACUAUUAAAGAUGUCAUAGUAUGCUAUUCAUAACAGCUGUUAUUGAAAAUGAAUAAACAUGGAAUUUUGGCACAAA
Spea bombifrons (plains spadefoot toad) is the source of this 1241-nucleotide messenger RNA. RefSeq names its product phosducin like (gene PDCL). The record is from RefSeq and is a predicted model, not a curated record. The transcript is spliced from 4 exons. Gene Ontology annotation, biological process: regulation of G protein-coupled receptor signaling pathway. NCBI's taxonomy places the organism in Eukaryota, Metazoa, Chordata, Amphibia, Anura, Pelobatidae. Bases 113 to 997 code for a protein of 294 amino acids.